AGAGAGAGAGAAUUGAAUUGAAGAAACAGCAAAGGAAGGAAAGCUCUGAAUAUUUUGAUUGGAUUUUGAUGGAUGCUUUUCUUUUACUGUAAUGAAACGAAAUCACCUACCACUGAUAGCUUAACUCCAUCAAAUCCAAUCCGAUCCAUCUAUCCUUCUUCUUCUUCUUCUUCUUAUUACUUGUUAUUCCUUUCCAUUUCCCCCUUCCUUCCCACAAUUCACGUUUGUUCUGCAGCUUCUCCAAUUUCCUCAUUAUUAUUCCACAUUCACCUCUCUUUUCUAUUCAGGAACAAAAAUCCCAGAAAGCGGAAUGAAUGUUUUAGUGAGAGAGAGAGAGAUCUAGGGCUAUAGGGCUAUAGGGCUUUUCAUUCAAUUCUGACGAGAAGAAGCUGCCUAUUCACCAUCUCUUCUUUAUUAUUGUGUAGGAAUUUUUUUGGACUCAAAAGAUGGUGUCAGAUCUUAACGAGGGAUUAUCCAAGAAGACAUUUGUUUUUGGUUUGAGGGUUUGGGUGUUAACCGGGAUAAUUGUCACGUUGCUCAUAGUCGUAAUUCUCCUCGUGUUAUCGAUAUGUCUUACUCCUCGAAAACGGUCAAGAAGGGCCAAAGGCAUGAUUCCCCUUGCCCAAAUCCCAAAUGUUUCAAGGGAAAUCAAAGAAAUUGGAGUUGAUCACAUUUCCCCAAACAACCAUGCUCAUCACAAUGGAACUUUUCUAUCUCUUGAUGACAAAUAUAGUGAGAAAGAGUCGGAGAAAGUGUUAAUCAAUUCGAAAAUGGGAGAUAACAAUAGCAGUCCGUCAGGCUCAUUUACUAACAUAAACAAGGAAGGUGCGGCUCAUCAUUCUGGAGAGGAGGGUGGUCUUCAUAUAGUUUCUGUUCAUCACAAGCCUUCACCACAUCCUAUAACCGCUCCUUCACCUCUCUCCGGUCUACCUGAGUUCUCUCACCUCGGUUGGGGUCACUGGUUUACACUAAGGGACUUGGAACUCGCUACGAACUGGUUUUCGAAAGAAAAUGUCAUCGGUGAGGGUGGAUAUGGCGUUGUCUAUUGCGGUAAUCUGAUUAAUGGAACUCCUGUGGCUGUCAAAAAGCUACUCAACAAUCUAGGACAGGCAGAAAAAGAAUUCAGAGUGGAAGUUGAGGCUAUUGGGCAUGUACGGCAUAAGAACUUGGUUCGCCUUUUGGGAUAUGGCAUUGAAGGCACCCAUAGGUUGUUGGUAUACGAGUACGUCAACAAUGGCAAUUUAGAACAAUGGCUCCAUGGAGCAAUGAGUCAGCACGGAUACCUAACUUGGGAGGCACGAAUGAAAGUUCUCCUAGGCACUGCAAAAGCGCUGGCUUAUCUGCAUGAGGCUAUUGAACCGAAAGUUGUGCACCGAGACAUCAAGUCUAGCAAUAUUUUGCUCGACGAUGACUUCAAUGCCAAAAUUUCAGAUUUUGGACUAGCAAAAUUGUUGGGUGCCGGAAAGAGUCACAUUACAACUAGGGUUAUGGGUACCUUUGGAUAUGUGGCUCCAGAAUAUGCCAAUUCUGGACUUCUAAAUGAAAAGAGUGAUGUUUAUAGUUUUGGCGUUGUUCUCUUGGAAGCAAUUACUGGAAGAGACCCGGUGGAUUAUGGUCGACCGGCACAUGAGGUAAAUCUGGUGGACUGGCUGAAAAUGAUGGUCGGAAAUAGGCGUUCAGAAGAGGUGGUAGAUCCUAAGAUUGAAAAUAGGCCAUCAACAAGUGCCCUUAAAAGAGCACUUUUGACUGCUUUGAGGUGUCUGGAUCCCGAGUCUGAUAGAAGACCUAAGAUGGGUCAAGUUGUUCGCAUGCUUGAGUCUGAGGAAUAUCCCAUACCUCGAGAGGAUCGAAGACGCCGAAAGAGCCAAGCAGGGAAUACGCUAGCCGAGUUUCAGAUGGAGAAUUCCGAUACCGAUAAGAGUGACAAUCCAGAUGGCAGAAGGAACCAUCGGAAAUAGACAUGUGGACAAUGCAGUCCAGUAUAUAGAAUCUCUGAUGAACAUAAGCCAAGUGACAAAGAUUUUCUUUGUUUCAAGUGUUUUGAUACUUGGAUCUGCCUUAGUUGAGACAAAGGGUGCUGCGAGCCGAAAUUAGGGACGAUUUAGAUGGUUUUUUGAGCUUUGAAUACCUGCUGCUUGUACAUCUUACACAGCUGGAUGUGUGUACAGUUUCUUUCUGGGGUCCAUUUUCCCCUCCAUCUUCUUUUAGGCCAUAUAGCUCGUGAGGAAUGAGGAAAACAAUUGAAACAUAAGAAAAGGAGCCGAGUUUUGUCAUUACAAUUCAAAGGAUUUUCAUCUUUAUUGGAAUUGAAAUAUACUAUAUAUUGAAACACUCUUUGUUCUGUUUU
This is a messenger RNA of Morus notabilis, 2347 nucleotides long. RefSeq names its product probable receptor-like protein kinase At5g18500. The transcript has 8 exons. Gene Ontology annotation, biological process: protein phosphorylation. The record is from RefSeq and is a predicted model, not a curated record. Gene Ontology annotation, molecular function: protein kinase activity; ATP binding. Lineage: Eukaryota; Viridiplantae; Streptophyta; Magnoliopsida; Rosales; Moraceae. Bases 447 to 1958 code for a protein of 503 amino acids.